UAUCUGAGGACACAAGAAAGCUGGUUGUGUUUGGUUGGUAAUUUGUGUGCGGUUGAAUAAUAGAAGGCAGUGAUCAGCAGCAUCAGCAGUGUUAGAGUCCGUUAGAAAUGUUCCGUAAUCAGUACGACAGCGAUGUGACUGUAUGGAGCCCACAAGGGCGGCUUCAUCAAGUGGAGUAUGCAAUGGAGGCUGUGAAAUUGGGUUCUGCAACCGUCGGACUAAAGAACAAAACCCAUGCAGUACUGAUAGCACUGAAACGUGCCUCUUCAGAAUUGUCAGCCCAUCAGAAGAAAAUUAUCCCCAUUGACACCCACAUUGGCAUUACCAUUGCUGGUCUUACUGCAGAUGCAAGAAUACUUAGUCGCUACAUGAGAACCGAGUGUCUGAAUCAUAAAUAUGCCCAUGAUGCCUUAUUACCUGUUAGUCGGUUGAUAACAAUGCUUGGAAACAAGAUGCAAGCAUGUACCCAGCGUUAUGACCGUCGACCAUAUGGUGUUGGACUCUUGGUAGCUGGUUAUGAUGACCAGGGUCCACAUGUGUACCAAACAUGCCCAUCAGCCAAUUAUUUUGAUUGCAAAGCCAUGGCGGUGGGUUCUCGUUCCCAGAGUGCUCGUACUUACCUUGAAAAGCAUCUUGAAGAAUUUGUGGAUUGUGACACAGAUGAGCUGAUCAAGCAUGGACUCAGGGCACUUCGUGAUACAUUGCCUAAUGAAGUUGAGCUCAACACAAAGAAUGUAUCCAUAGGGAUUGUGGGGAGGAACACCCCAUUCAAGGCAUUUGAUGAAGAAGGGACUGCUCAGUAUCUGAGAAUGAUCGAAGGGGAGGAGAAACGUGGUGGGCCGCCAGACACUACAGGCCAGGAUCCCACACCUCCACAACCUCCACCAGCUGAUGAUGGCCCACAGGACCCUAUACCUGCAGUCGCGAUGGAGACAGAGUAACCAUCUUGCCAUCCACUCAUGUUGCUAUGUUAUUUCCUGCAAAGUUUGAGUUCUUGACUAAAGAAUCCUAGCCGCGACCAUGCAUAAAGCUUCAUUCUUUAUUUCAUUAUGCUUAUGAUGAAGUUUGUUGAAGGUUAAAUUUUUUCCACAUUUUGUAAUCUGAUGGAAAUAUCUUUUUCUAAUAUAUUUUACUAAUAUUCUUCCAGAGUUCAUUGAUGCAUAUGACUGUAAUUUCUUAAUUGUUAUUCAAGCAUCAUGUUUCAGAAUAUUCCUAAGACAAGACAUUCUCGAUACAGAUACUGGUACAGUGCUGUUAUUAUAUGUAAAUACUAAAGAUCUUUUAGUAGUUUGAUGGCAUAUGCAAUCUCUUGGCCUCACUUUGUACAAUCCAAUUCUUGUUAAAAUAGCAGUAUUGAUUUUAAUACUUAAAAUCAAGUGUAUUUAAGAUUUAAAACAGUUUGGAGCAGUUAAUCAUGUGUAUAAUAUCAAAUACCACAUUCACAUUAGAUAUUGCAUACACAUGGACAGUUGUAAGAUAAGUAGGCAGUAAUGGAAAGAUCAAGUCAAAAUGCUUGUUUAUUACUGUAAUAUUGUCAUAGAAACUUUUCAAGGUAAAUAUCAUCACUAAUGCAGUGUAUUAUAACUUAACAAACACUUCUGCUAUAACGGUAGUUUUAUUAAAUAUGAACUGAUGAAAAAUAACUUUAUAAGUGCUUCUCCAUAUUAUUGUAUCAUUCAUUAGCACCUUAAUUUAAUUCAAGGAAAAAUAAGAAGAGCUUGAUGGAGGAAUUAUCUGUGAUGUGUCACAGUGUCAGUCAUGAGCUAAUUUUUUUAUUAACCUCCACUUUUUAAAUUUUUAUUUCUAAAUCAUGUUACUUAGUUGUUUCUGAAUUUAUAUUUUCUAUUUUCCAUCUUGGAUUUGUGGUUCUUAGAGGAGUGACUAUGAAUAUACAGUCUUCUGGGUUGUACCAUCGUGUAGUGUGGAGAGAUCCCAACAUUUCUAAGUAAUAUGUUGUUUCCAGGGUUGAAGAAUAAGCGAAAUAAGAAACAAGCAGAAGCAAGCAACUGAGCUUUGAAAUUUUGGGCUCCCUCUGAACUGCAUUAUGUUACAACCCAGAGGACCUCAUGCUUUCCAUUUUCCAGUUUAAGUGUACCAUGUUUUAUAUAUGAACGUUGUACACAGAGUAUUUGUAACAAUCUUUGCUAAGAUUAUUACAGUUUGUAGCUUAGCUUUAUUGACUCAAAGCUCUGCAUGGGAUGAGAAUGUUUAACUCAGCUAACUGUAGGAUAUAAUAUUCAUUGUCAUUAUUCAAGAAAAAUAAUAUGUAGAAGACAUUUAACAUAAUAUAUAUUGAUGUGAAUGUUUUCUAGAGUAUAUUCUAGGUACUCUCACUGUUACAGAUUAUUCUCUAUCUUGUUUUAAUGCAUAAUACCAUACAGUGUUUCCUGAAACUAUUUUCAUUUCAGUUUAAGUGAAAUUAUUUAAACCAACCAUAGCAUAGAAUUUAUAUUAUUCUAAAUAUAUCAGUACUGAUAUUUGUGUAUAAGAAUGAUUUUAAAUUUACUUCACAUAAUUACUGUUGGUAUCCUGUACUAAAACUACCUUAUUCAGUAAUCAGAGAUGAAGCUGCUAAUUUAAAGAACAGAGAUACUAUCAUGUAAUACUUAUUUUCCCCAUAGUUCUCUUGUUGCUAACUAGAAAUACAUUUGGCAUUCAGGACUGAGGCAAUUUAUGCCCCUCAGAUGAAUAAUGAUCUUCACGUUUGCUUGUUGGAAAUUUUGUAUGUCUCAAGACCUGCAAUCCUCUACAUGUAAUAGAAUUAGAAAUUUAUGUCAUCAGUGCAUUCUUUUGUUCAGUGGUAUGUUUUCUAUUUCACUUCUUAAGGAGAAUGUGAAACCUAUAAUAUGACGUCACCAGACAGAAGAAGAUGUGAAUUUUCUUCAUAUGCCUAUACAGUUGAAGUUUUUAAAGACAGAUUCAUGUUUAAAUUGAUUAACUUACAUAAUAUUUUGCAACGCUAUAUUAUUUUAUUUACAUUAAUUUUGGUAGGAGAUUAGCCACUGAAAUGUAAGGAAAAUUUACAAGGCUGCAAAUUUCUGUUGGCAUCAAUUGCUGUUUAAAAACAAUAGAAGUAGUACAUACACAACAUAUGGAGAUUGACUGUGCUAUUCUACUACAGUGAAACCCAUAGUAUAUUUUCUGUCAUUUAAAAUUUGGUUUCAGUAAUCUAAAGCCAAUAGUCUCACUGUCAGAUUCUGAUAUUUAAGAUGUUUGUAGUUUAGUGUUCAAAUCCAGUGAUUCUUAAACAGAUCUAAUUGGGAGUUUUACUUCAUAUGAUUUCAUGCGCAUGUGCCAUAACUUCUGUGUAUUUUGCUAUUAACAUACAUAUUUGUGCUUGUCCAGUGAAAGUGAUAUAUAUUGCUAAAAUGCCUAUACAUUAGUUUUGAGGAACUGAGGGUAAAUGAUGUCUCAGUAUUACUUUGUGAAGCAUUACAACAUGGCCACGGUUUGGUAUCACAGAACAACUCUUACCUUGAUAAUGCAAGAUUGUAAUUAGAAGGGAUGUAACAUAAUGGAGUGGAAUUAUUUGCUAAUAAUGAAAUAAAUUUGUUUCAAUUGUU
Cryptotermes secundus is the source of this 3563-nucleotide messenger RNA. It is a transcript of the gene Prosalpha6, whose product is annotated as proteasome subunit alpha type-1. The record is from RefSeq and is a predicted model, not a curated record. Gene Ontology annotation, biological process: ubiquitin-dependent protein catabolic process. Gene Ontology annotation, cellular component: proteasome core complex; proteasome core complex, alpha-subunit complex; nucleus. NCBI's taxonomy places the organism in Eukaryota, Metazoa, Arthropoda, Insecta, Blattodea, Kalotermitidae. Bases 108 to 941 code for a protein of 277 amino acids. The transcript has 5 exons.